Messenger RNA from Alosa alosa (allis shad), 9950 nucleotides. RefSeq names its product creb3 regulatory factor (gene crebrf). Gene Ontology annotation, cellular component: nucleus; SNARE complex; endoplasmic reticulum. NCBI's taxonomy places the organism in Eukaryota, Metazoa, Chordata, Actinopteri, Clupeiformes, Clupeidae. The record is from RefSeq and is a predicted model, not a curated record. The transcript is spliced from 6 exons. Gene Ontology annotation, molecular function: DNA-binding transcription factor activity, RNA polymerase II-specific; RNA polymerase II transcription regulatory region sequence-specific DNA binding; SNAP receptor activity. Gene Ontology annotation, biological process: retrograde vesicle-mediated transport, Golgi to endoplasmic reticulum; regulation of transcription by RNA polymerase II; response to unfolded protein. Bases 8708 to 9487 code for a protein of 259 amino acids.
UUAUUUAUUUGUACUGAAUAACAGAUUCAUUGUGCCUUGUAGUUAAAAUGAGCUGAUUUCAGUCGUCCUAGUGGAGAGCCUGUCGUGGACCAUUUUAUCUCGGAGGGGAAGGCGGCAGAGAUGCAAGCAGGCUGCUGUCAGAGGACUUGUGUUGCAUCUCUGCUCUUUAAAGCUAUUCUGAAUGUACAUAGGAGUAUGGGAAAUGCAGAUAUAUGCCACAGAGUCUGUGCAUUGUACCAUAAGAUGGCUCUGAUAUAAGAUACAUUUAAUUUUACUCUUUUUUUCUUUUGGUACUCUGAAAGGGGUGUUUUAAAGUGGGUGGGGAGGUGUUUGGGGGGCUCUUUUAAAGAUAAAUAUUCGUAUAUGAAAUAUAAAAAAAUAUUUGCACACUAUAUUUUGAUCGCUUUUUUUUGUACCAAAGACACAUGCAACGAUAAAUGGCUACUAGCCAGACUAAGUAAGGUUUUGCACAGCUUACCUGACACCGUAUUGAAUGUAGGAAAAGUGACUGGGGUCAGGGAUUUUCAACGAACUGUGAAAUUAGCUUGGGUCCAAUUAUCAACAGAAAGAAGCAUUCACGUGCAUGGGCAUAGUGUCCCCCUGUACUGUUAGCAUGGAGGUUGAUCCAUCGCAGUGGAGGCACUAAUGUUGAGUUGAUUCCUGCAGUUCAUUUUCCCAUUACUUUAUUUUUUUUUCCUUUUUGGUUGUGGUUGCUUUAGUGCUUAGCCAGGCGUAUAUUAUAUACACACACCUAUAUAUAUAUAUAUAUAUAUAUAUAUAUAUAUAUAUAGAGGUUACCUUUAUAAUUAGCUUUAUUUUUGCCUAUGUGUUGUGUAAUGAUAAAUAACCAAAAGGUUUAUUAUGUUCGGUAGUUUUAUUAUUUGUAGAUUAGUGUACAAAUCCCUGUAUAUGAUAUGCAUAUAUGUACGUGUCUCGUGUUCUCUAGUACUGUAUUCUUCCAUUCUCAAAAACCACACAAGAAUUCUAAAAUGCCACUUUACCAAGCAUGCCACAUCAGAGGAAAUUAGAUGGGGAGGAAAAUUGAAAACGUAAAAAAAGUCUGUAUAUUUUUUUUUUUUUUUUUACUGAUUUGCCUUGAGUCUUUCUGAUUGGGUUGUGAAAUAAAAGGCUGUGUUUUUGGUCUUUUUAUCGGAUGUUUCUGAGCACAUUAGGAAGCCUUCAGCACUCCCUCUGUGAAUAGGUCACUUUUAGUUUGCUUGACUAACUUAGAACAGAAUCAUUCGAUAUGAUCUCUUAGAUACCUACUUGCUCCUCCGUAAGUCCGGUCAGAUAUCUCGGAUGAAUAGCUUGCUCAUUCUGAAAUGCUCUACAUAAAUAUUGUGUUUUAGCCUCUGUUACAUUGUGUCUUUGAUAUGUACUGCUCAGAUUAUUGCGUUUUGUCUGGUUGUACUAGUUGAAGCUGAGGAGGUGUGUGUGUGUUGUUUUUGUCCGUCUUGGCUCACGUCUUAAGCAUUGAGGCCAGUAAGGCAUAUUGAUGUUGACAAAAUUUUUGUUGUCUCUUAUUGUCAAUGAUUUUCACAAAAGGAGAGAAGCUAUCAAAUUAAUUCCAUUACCAGUGCUAACUGAAAUAUUUCAUUAUUAGUUUUUGUUAUAUCUACAGAAUAGUGGAGUUGAUAUUAAUCAAAUGAUUCAAGUGUCUUGACAGUGACACUUUGUUGUCCUGAGUUAGUCAGAGAACUGGCAAGAAAGAUGUGUAUCACUGAGCCCUUAAAAGUUAUUUGAAAGAAUAACAAGAUUCACUCCUAAAAGUCUUCCCUGACUUGGUAUACCAAAUUGAAUUUAGUUACUAGUGACUCGCACUUUUUGGUAUCUUUGCAUCAGAGCAGCAUGACUAAGAUUUACGAUUAAAUAUAUGUAAGAGAAUAAAUGAAUGAACGUAGGGUUGGCUAAAUAAAAAUUUUGCUCUUGUGCGCUCUCCUCUACAAGCUUACAGAUUUGGCCCUGUAAGUCUUAGAGCUGGUCGAAGGCAGGUAAGCUUAAGUGUAGGCUGCCCUCUCUGUGUACCAGUUUAGCUUUGACUCAUAAAACUCUUGGACACAGCACUGUCUUUUGAACCCUGCCUUUCUCCACGUAGCUCAAGUCCCGGGAUCAGACCCUGGUAUGAAUUUUUAGUUCAAUCCAAGAAGGGAAAAUCCUUUAUCUCUUAAAGCAUGAUGGAUAUUUAAAUAUUCGUUAUUUGAUUUUUUUUUUUUUUUUUUUUUUUGAAGGAGAAAAAAUAGAACAUACCUAUUUUUCUUUUUGUUGUGAUAACAGUGUAGUUAAUAAUUCCCUUUAUACCGUCCAAUGUUUUACUAUUGUUGUUGCAGUGUUCUCUCUAAAUGUUGAUACCUAUAUUAUGUAUACAGUUAUAUAUUACAAGCUCUAUAUUACAUGUAAGAGAAAGAAAGCACUUUGUUAAAAAUAUGAAAAAGAUUAAGAAAAACAAAAAAAAAAGAAAUGCAUUUUCCUUCCAUUUUGCUGCUAAACUGGCCUCGUUUGAAUGCUGCAGAGAGUACUUGACUUAAACAACCUGAGCAGGUCAGAGAUGGAUGAGGAGGUCUAGGGGUGAAACGCCUCUGGUGAUCGGGCCCUGUGUGUGUGUGUGUGUGUGUGUGUGUGUGUGAUGACUCUGAUGUCAUGAAUUCAUUUGCCUUCAGUAGACAUUUCCUAUGGAAAAAUCAAACUCUGCUCUGGGUUCCUCUUCAGGUUGAUGUACAGUGUAGACACAUUUCUUCUGGGGUGAUUCCAGAGAGUGCUAUUGUCAUAUAUAUAUAUAUACAUAUAUAUAUAUAUAUAUAUAUAUAUUUUUAAAAGUUAAAAUGAUUUGAAAACAAAAGUAAUUUGUACUUGUACACAGUGGGGGAAGCUCUGAGAUGCAGCAGUAAACCACACAUGUUUCCUGUACGUAGCUCAGAAGGAAAUCUAUAUCUCUGUACUGUAUGGCAAAGGCAUUUGCCGCUAUGGGGAACCGAUACUGAAAAGCCUACCUUUUGCCUUUUCCCCCACCCAUCCAUUUGUUGGAGAAAAAGCUAAAACGCAUGUUUCAAGUGCAAGUUUAUUCUUUUUUUUUUUUGUUCUCCAGAAGUAGCUCCUUUAUAGUGUUGUCUACAACCAAGCAGACAUACGUGAAAACGAUGUUGCGUAACGUGUGCAUCGUGCUCAGAAGCGAUAUCCAUCCAUCUGUACAGCAAGGCAUGGACAGAGAGGAGUCUUGAGAAGUAGAGGAUUUUCCAUUGUGCAUGUUGAUCUCGAUCUAGUGUUUUAUGGGUAGAAAGAUUGGGGCUCGGACAGGGGCAUCAGUGGCAUGUUAUCGCAGGUUAGUUAGUUUGUUUGUUUGUUUGUUUUUUACAUUGAGCUGAAUGGACACAAGCUGUGCAACUUUACAGUAUAUCAGGAGACUCUGUGGCAUUUUAACAGUCAAGGAAAAGGUUGUAAUUCAAAGCCAGUACUCGUUUAAAAUGUUUAUUUCUUAUAUCCUCACAUACAUUACUGAGAUUAAGCUACUGCAUCACGCUACUAUAUGCUUAGCAGGAAAUUCAUUUUUUUUUUUAAAAAAAGGGGGCUUUUGUCGCUAAUCUAAAAUAAUCUAAUCUAAUCUAAUUUGUGUCAUGCAUAUUUCGGCAUGAACACAAUUUAGAAGGAUGGAAUUUUGUCAGACCAUUUGUUUUUGAUCAGCCAUAAUGUGUUUUUUUGAUUUAAAAAAAAAAACAAAAAACAAACUAACUGAAGAAUCAGUGAAAAUGAAAAGGAUGUGAAGACCUGUAACGCAAUAUGGACUGAAAUCACUGGGAUGUAUCUCCACAGUCUAACAUUGUCUAACAAGUAUCAUAUUCCUUGGAAAUGCAAAACUACUUAAUUGCCUGCUUACUCAAGGUAGCACUAGCUGCUCCAAAAGGGAAAGAAAUUGGCUCUCUUGUUUCUGAUCUGCCCUGAGCUUUGACCAUAGUUCUCAACAUGUUGUAUAGUCCAGAAAGAUGCUGCUACAUCCCUUGCUAAAGCCUCCUGCUACCCUGUGGCAUGAGGGUGUUGGUGGGGCUGCAGUAAGCCAGACACUCGCUCAAAGUCUGCGCUCUGACACUGAGAGCUGCUCAGACAGGCUGUAAGGCUCUGUGUAAGAAUCAUUCCUGUUGUCGCAUUUUAUAUAGAUCUCUAAAGCUUUCUGCAUUAUAAAAGUCCCUGUAGUUGAUGAUCGUCCGAGAGAACCAGAAUAAAGUUCUAGCUGUGCCCAUGCUCCGGAACACAGUACCAUCAAACUUAGUUGGGUAGAAUUUCAACAUGUUACUUUUGUCCCUUUAAAAAAAAAAAAAAAAAAAAUUUGUCCACAUCAGAGGAGAGAUGUGUCAGUCAUUUUCUCUCUGUCUCCCUCUCUCUCUACUCGACUGAUUUUUGGCAUGCAUAUUCUUUUAGUCAGGUGUUUAGUUCAUGUCUAGAACUUUAGGAUCCUUAUUAGUGCGCUAUGCAGGCUUUUACUCCUUUGAGUAUAGCACCAUAUUGUGCAGUUUCCAGCUCUGUCCUCUCCUCUCCAUUCUUUUGUUUUUUGUUUAUUUUGUAUAAAAAGUUAUUUUUUCAGCUUCAUGGAUGCUUCCUAUGAGGUAAAUUCUUCUGAUGAGUUUUUUGUAAAGUUAUUAUCUCUAAGUUCAUCAGGUGAAUCAUGUUGUUUUUGUUUUUGUUUUUGUUUAGAGAGGAGAAGUCAUAAACCAUUUUGCUGAUGGAAGCUUGUGUUACUGUUGCUAAAUAAAACACCCUAUUUUCAACAUAUGUAACCUGUUGAAUGCUGUAGGCCUUUUUCUUCAAUUUUGUUGUUUGUUUGCUUGUUUUGCUUUUCGCGCACUUAUUUCAUGGACCUAAUUGAAAAAAAAAGCUUUGUAGUGCAACGCUAAACUCUUGUCACACUGAUCAAGUGUCUCUUACAAAAAGUGCUCCCUCAUGUGAACAGUUUUCUUUUAUAGACUUGUAUACUGUAUUACACAAUCUUGCCGAUCAGAAGUUGUUCAGAAGCAUUACAGAAGCAUUCCUACAUAUCAUCACUGCAGAUGUCCCUCUUUGCUUGUUAGAGCCUCCCCUAUGCUCUAAAGCUGUAUGUUGUGUGUGUAUAUAGACCUUUAUUUUUGGUAAUGAUAUGGUAUCUUUAACAUGAAGCACUUCAAUGCAGAGAGUAUGUGAAAGGCAUGGACACUGUGCAUGUAGAUCCAGCUCAUUCGACGUGUGUAUGCGUUCUUAUUUGUCAUUGGAACAGAGCUGUUGACAUGAGCGUCUUGAAUCAAGGGCUGCCCAUGUUCAAGGUUGCCACCCACCAUCUCCAAGCAUAACCAAUGAGCACAAGUGUAGAAAGAGGAGGAUUUGUAUAGGGUGCCUCAUAGCUUCACAUGCAGUUAAGCUAUCCUUGGCGUUCCAACUAUUUUUAUGACAAGAAUAUAGUACAAUAAACUACAAAAAAUAACCCGUAUUGCACUCAUAUUUUGUUUCCAAAAAAUCCAACAUUUAUUUUUAAUACGAUGCCUGCAAAAUCAGGUGCCUUAUUCAAACCGAUGAGAAUCCAAACUUGAUCUACAUAUACUCUUAAAAAAAAAAAGUCUUGACAUUUUUUUUUUUUUUUUUUUUUAUGGAUACACAAUUGUCCUUCUCCCGUCAUGCCAAGAAUCUAAACACAAUGUGUUGUGACAUUUUGAAAAACAAUUGUAUGGAGUGGUGGUGAAAUUGUACAGAUGGAAACUGUCGCUGCUCUGCCUCUCGCAGGUUCCAUUUUAAUGAUGAAUGUAGUCUUCCUUCAAAUGAUUCAAUUGAAUAUUGAGAGAAGAACUUCUUACUCAAAGAUAUGUCCAGUGUAACAUUGGGUGAGAGGCUUUCCAAAGAGUGCUGCAAUCAUGGUAUAGAUUAAUUUGAGCUCUUUCUGGAGUUGUCCUUCUUUCUGUAAACUUUUUUUUUGUUAUUCUUUUUGUAUUUAUGCUCAUCUGUAAGUUGGUGCACAAGUUUGAAUUGUUUGAUUGAAUUGUUAUUUGCCUUUUGUACUUGGCCCUCAAUUAGACUUGCCAUGCCAUUACGCUGUUUAUCUUGACAUGUUUUCCUGAGUUUCCACGUCACUGACAUUGACUUCAGUAGAAGUACAUGAUUCCACAUGAUGAAUUAUUCUCUCUCUCUGAGCUACACGGUAGGCCCCUGAACUGCCUUCCAUGGGUCUGCGGUCUUUUAUUUUUUGGAGAACUCUCCACUGCAAAGGUAGAUCUAACUCGCUAAAAACAAUGACAAACCCUCAAGAGUUGUGUCCUCACAAAUGUGCAAGAUAACUGUGCCUCUCGAUUCCUCGGUCUCUACUGUGCUCUAGACUGCUGGCUUAUCUCUGUACUCCUGGAGCAAUGUCACACAGACACUGAAGAAUACACUUCAAUCAUACACUUAUACAUACAUACAUACACACACACACACACACACACACACACACACACACACACACACACACACACCAACCAACCAACCAUUUGCAGAUGGCCUUCCGCAGUCUUUCAUCAUGGACAGAUGAAAACAAGGUUAACGUCAACACAACAUGACACACACACCGAGGGGGCGCAUUGUUGAAACCCAGAUCUGUCCGGAACCAGAGACCGCCAUGGAGAGGAGUGACUGGACUGGACUCAAAAACAUGGUGCUCGCGGGCCAGGACCCGGACUCUCAGCUCAGUAUAGCAGGGUAUGGCGAGGGUCGCGUCCUGUCUUUUCCUGCCCUGCAUUCCUCCUGGAAGGUUGGCCAUUGCUUCAUUUCCUUCUCCUUUUGGUUCUUUGGAGAAAGUCUGUCAAUCCUCAGUCGUAGUGAGAUGUAACACACGCACACACAUCUCUUCACACACACACACACAAACAUGAAGUGGAAAAACUUUCCUUUUGGAGACAUUGGGUAGGAGUUGUAUCUCACCACCCAUGGUGCUGAAUUAGACAUUUAAAAAAAUGAGUUUGGAAAAAAAAAAAAUCUACUUGAACAGCCUAAGUGACUGAGAGCCAGACUUGGCACACCAUCCUUUUUUUUGUUUUCUCGGCGCGACUGAGGAAGGCACCAUCGCGACUCCCUGUGGCAGUGGCAGAACCAUGAGCUGCUUCUCACUGCGUAGACACCAGUGCCAAGGCCUUGCCCCACUCCCCCACCCCCCACACAAUAUGAUGGCAGACUAUCGGAGUAACUGCUGAGUGGGAACCGAGAGGAAUUGCCAAGGGCCUGUUUGGAACUGAAGGCAAAGAGGAAUUCAGAAUAGCAUGGGUGGCUAUGGGCACAGAUCUCUUACCCUAGCACUGAAGUGUUUGGGUCACCCUCCUCUGCACUGGACUCGUGUAGACCGACAGACAGCCAACCCGUACCGAUUACAACUCUGCGAAACUCUCUCCACUUGUGUACACACACACAGGGGGACAGACAUACACAUUGCAGUGAUUUACAUUUCCUUCCAAACUUGCCAAAAUUAAACAUAAUGGUGUGAGAGCAAAUUUGACCUUUGACAUUGGUUGUGGUUACGGCAAACAAGAACCACCAAAAUCCAUACAACACACUCAAUUCAAGACAAUUACUAAGAGUCUCACCCAUCCUUUAAGAAUGAAAAAAAGUCACACGGUAACUCAUGAUCUUGAUGUAAUGCUUCUGAUGUUGUAUGGUAAACUUCUAGAUAAUUUAGCAUGGGAUCUUUACGUAGCUAGUACUGUGUGCGUAUUCCCCAGUGUAAAAUCUAUUGUCACCUUAGGAAGGCUGUAUUUCAUUGCUAAGUGCUCUGUUCUAGAACUCUUGGUGAAAUUCUUAAGCAAAUCUGCAGAAGCGUAUCCUGCUGACGUUAACAUUUAACUUGAUCCUAUUAGCAAUGUCUAUAUUUGUAGUUCACAUAUAUGCCUGUUCAAAUACAAUAUCUUGACAGUUGUUAUAUUUAUGUUUAAAUGUUGUGCUGGGUUUAUACUUUUGAUGUUCUUCUCUUGUUUUCUUUUCCAUUUUUGUUUUGAUUUUUUUUUUUCUUUUUUUCCUUCUUUUAUUUUUGAGGCAUAAUUAGUUGGAGACUUCAUUUAGAUCAUUGAGCUUUGUAAAUGUCCAGAUGUGAAGUAGGCUUUAGAGUCUCAGUUGUGAUUGAUUUUGUAAAGAUGUCUGCUUGUAUAAUUGUGCCUCAUUUUUGUUUGUUUAUUUGUUCUUGUUUUCUAUCAUUAUCCUUAAUUAUGUCACACCAUUGUAUCAGCCCGGAGUUGGUACCACAGUUUUGCUUGUAACCAUGAUAGUCUAAUUCUGUUAUUGAUUUUAAUAUGAAAAUAAACUUUAGAAACCAUUGUUUUUUUCUCGUUAAUGUAAUAAAACAGAACUUGCAUUGUUAUUUUGACAUUAGGCAUUAGCUUGAUGAAUAGAUCUAAAUACAAUUGCAUUCACUUUACACUACUGUGGCACAACGCGCAAAAUCAUAGCAGGUUGGCUAUAGUCAAUUAAUUUAAAUGCUUACCAAAGUCACAUUCAGUAAAACAGUCCACCUUAAAUAUAUCUUAAAUAUAUCUAAGCCUAGGAAUAGGCUAAGCACACUGGAACAUGAUGAACAUAUGACUAUGCCUCCAUGAUGAUCAUAACUACUACUACUUAAUUGUGUAGAAAUAUAAGUUAGACCACUUUGUUACUUAGAGUAACUUAGGAAGAGGUGGACAUUACAACUACCGGUAUUCAGUUUCAUCCAGUCUAUAAUAAAGCCCUGUAGGCGGCAGUAAUGAGCCUAACAGGGUUAAGUCAACCACCACAAAAGAGCACACAGAGAUGUUUAGCCAAUCAUCGAGCACCAUUUUCCAAAACAAAAAAGAUGGCGGUACUUUCAGAUUUUAGAGUCCGAAUUUGUAGUCAAGAAAUCAUCAAACAUGACUUACAACUCAAGGCACUUAUACAGGAUAUAAACGAUUGCCUCGGACCCCAACAUGUACUGGAUGAGUUGAAUUUCCAAGUAAAAGUCAAGUUCCGUCAGCUUAGACGCAGGAUACAGGGUUUAGAACAGCUGGCAAAGGAACAAGACAGUGAGAAAGAUAAAAAUAUUAUCCUGUGUGAGGCAGAUGGACAUCGAAAACAGAUAUUGAGUAAUCAGGCUGCGUGGCGGAAGGCAAAUCUAACCUGCAAGCUCCUCAUAGACAGUAUGGAGAAGGAUGAACUACUAAACAGGGGAAUCAGUACAGUCAGACCUAGGAAGACCACCAAGGAGAGCCUGGCUGAGAUGAGCAGUGACAUCACUGAGUCAAUCAUGAUCAUCAACCAGCUGAUGUCCGAACAGGUCAAGCAGAGUGAGGGGACUGUUAGCCACUUGGUAAUCUCCUCGAGGACUGUUCUGGAGACCAAUGAGGAGUUCAGGGCACUGAACGGGGCCAUCCAUUUAGGAAGGAAGCUGAUCUUAAAAUACAAUCGUCGAGAGGUCACAGACAAACUCCUCAUCUUUCUGGCCCUGGCCUUGUUUCUGGCCACAGUAGUCUACAUUGUGAAGAAAAGACUCUUCCCUUUCCUUUGACAGCCAUAAAGACAUGAUCCUGAUGAGUGGGAAAAGAGAAAUGGGUUUCCCCUUUUGUACUUUCUGUCAAAGAAAAGGUUGUUGGAAGAGCAGGACAAGAACCUUUGCCAAUACAGGGUGAAUGAAAGGGAUAUAUAUAUAUAGCGGACUUGGAGUGUCUUAAGUGAACAUUCCUGUGACUAGACUAGAAUAGGAGAGUUUUAACUUAUGUUGUGUGGAAUAAUCUAUACCUGUUUUUUGCACUGGCUGUUGUUUUAAAUGAGGUGAAUGUGAAUAGUUUGUAUAGUGAACAAGAGGAAACUUGUAUCUUAAACAUGCUGCAUUCCAAACCCUUGAUGUGAAAACCAGGACUACUGUCAAUAUGCUAAAGCAAUGCAAUUAUGAAGCACCAAUUUUUAUAGAUUCUUUGUCGAAUUUCAAGAGAUUUUAUCCAGCCACAAGUGGAAUAAAUAUCUUAUCCUGA